Molecule: messenger RNA, 3350 nt
Organism: Phlebotomus argentipes
Lineage: Eukaryota; Metazoa; Arthropoda; Insecta; Diptera; Psychodidae
Gene: Mef2
Product: myocyte-specific enhancer factor 2
Exons: 9
Coding region: 898-2397 (499 amino acids)
Biological process (GO): cell differentiation; positive regulation of transcription by RNA polymerase II
Molecular function (GO): RNA polymerase II cis-regulatory region sequence-specific DNA binding; protein dimerization activity; DNA-binding transcription factor activity, RNA polymerase II-specific
Source: RefSeq, a predicted model, not a curated record
UACAGAGUUUUUCACAGAGUGCUGAAGGGGGGUGCAUUUAGUGCAGAAGAUAUACAAAUUGCACUUCCUGGCUGGAAUGUAAAAGUGCAAGGGGAUCUGUAAGAUACAAUUUUACGAUCCGAUGUCUAUUGGGAAGCAGAAUUUUCUCCAAGCUCUCAGUAUAUGCGUGUGUGUUUGUGAAACUGUCUUCAGCUAUAUGCAAUUGUGAACGUGUGUGUGGACGGUGGAAAAAUGAGGAAAGGAGGAGUGAGUUCUCCCUUCUUUUUCGAAUUUUAAACAGUACAUCGCGAGCUUUGCAGUUUGUUGUAUAUCGCGCCGUGGCGGCAUCGUUUUCCUCUCUUUUGCGCCGAGACAAAGCGGAAGGAACGAAGAAAUUUUCACAAAUUGUGUAUAUAUAUCUCGUAUUUAUAAAAUCGAAAAUUAUUUUUGGUCCUAAUGCUUUUAAAACGGUGGGGGAUAAUUAUAAAGUCGUUGUGAGUACUCGUGGGUAUUUUUACAUUGUUUUGGUUAUAUUUUUGGGUUCAUAAGCGUGGUGGUUUUUUUGACUUUUCCUACAAACCACACGAAUAGAUGAUUGGCAGGAAAUGCACCUGCAUUCCACACCUUGAGACAAUGGAGUGACUGUUUUUUUCGCAUAAGUGAAUUAUUCGGAUAAGUGAAUUUUAGCAUAGUUACGGUAAAAAGUCAAGACUGUAAAUGCUCCAAGACUCUUUUAAAAUGACUGUGAAUCUUACAGAAGGCGGACAGUAAAGUCUAAGGAAAUUGCUAAAGUGAGCUGCAUUUGGUGAGGCGAAAGGGUGAUUUUGCCGUCCAGCGUUGAAAAUUUAUCUUUCUGACGUUGUUUAGUGGAGGAAACUCGAAGACAUUUGUGACCAUUUAUUCGUCAAAAUUGCGGCCAUGGGUAGGAAGAAAAUUCAAAUUUCCCGAAUCACCGAUGAACGAAACAGACAAGUGACAUUCAACAAGCGCAAAUUUGGCGUGAUGAAGAAAGCAUAUGAAUUGUCGGUGCUGUGCGACUGCGAAAUUGCUCUCAUCAUCUUCUCCAGCAGCAAUAAAUUGUACCAAUAUGCCAGUACGGAUAUGGACAAGGUCCUCCUCAAGUACACCGAGUACAAUGAGCCACACGAGUCUCUGACCAAUAAAAACAUUAUCGAGGCGCUUACCAAGAAGGAGAAUAAGAACGGAGUGAUGUCACCGGAAGCGGAGGAGCCGGAAGCUGAGUACAGCCUGACACCACGCACAGAAGCCAAAUACAACAAGAUCGACGAGGAUUUUCAGUUGAUGGUCCAAAGAAAUCAGCAAAUUGCCGCCGGCGCGCGUGUCAACAUGUCCGGCAGCAACUAUGCCCUGCCCGUGUCUGUGCCAGUGGCCGCUGGGGCGUACAGUGGCGAGGCGGGAAUGCUCCAGGCGAGUCCUCAGAUGGCCCACACCAACAUUAGCCCGAGACCAUCGAGCUCAGAGACGGAUUCUGUUUAUCCCUCCGGAUCGAUGUUGGAGAUGUCCAAUGGAUACCCACACUCCACAUCACCACUGGGCGGCUCUCCGAGUCCGGGUCCUAGUCCAGGAUUAGGUGGGCAUCACAUUAAUAAACCGUCACACCAUCUGUCUCACAAGCAACAUUCACCAGGACCAAAUAGAUCCAACUCCAAUUUGCGCGUUGUGAUCCCCUCACCGCUCACGCCCAAUCACAUGACGGCGCCGGACGACGUGAGUUACGCCGAAAAUGCGCCAUAUCUUGUUCUUCUAUCGCAGCACAACCGCCAGCCGUCCUCGACGCUCAACACACCCGUUGUGGCGCUCCAGACACCCAUACCCGGCCUCUCGGGCUAUCCCACGUUGAGCUCCUUCGGCGCCCAAGACUUCUCGAUGACCUCCUCUGACGUGGGCAUGUCGCUCUCCACGUGGAAUACCGCCCACCAGAAUCUGGGAACGGUGCAGCACACGAGAAGUGUGCUGUCUUGCAGUGGACUCCCUCAUUUAGCCAUAUCCAACAGUACCCCGCCGCCAUCAACAUCACCCCUGUCAAUUAAGGUGAAGUCUGAGCCGGUCUCGCCGCCACGGGAGCACCAUCCGCAUGGCGGAAGUGGCCUCGGGCAGAACACCAUCUCAGUCACGACCAUGAGCGGCGCUUCAGCGGCUGCCGUGACGUCAGUGACGUCCAACAUGGCAGCGCUGGGGCACCAGCAGCAGCAUCUCAUUCUGACGUCGCGGCCCAACUCCACGGGACAUCUCACACCAACGCCAGGAACGGUGACACCGACGAAUGCACCCUCGCCAGUGUCAGAUCUUCGCCACAGCGCGGGCGGCAGUGCGGGCAUGUCAUCGCAUUUGCCAGACUACGAUGCACCCACGAAUGCCCACAAGCGCCCCCGAAUAUCGGAGGGGUGGACAACAUAGCUGGCGGACAUGGAGGACAGCAUGAAUUUCUACAUCACCGGAAGGCAUGAGGGGAAUUUCCCGAAUUGCGGAAACAGCGUCAUUGUUCUAAAAUGAAUUUUCAUCUCAUUGGUUUCUUCAGUUUGUACUGCACUCUUCCAAUCAGUCACAGAGGUAAAGAGAGACAAUUUAUACCUGGAGGAGAUCCUGUGUCAUAUUAAAAAGGAAAAGAAGUUAUUUAACCUUGUGGCAUGGACAGCAAAUGUUCAUUCCACGAGUCAAAUGUACGGAUAAUGUGCAAUAUAAUUAAAUGGAUGAGAAAUGGAAAAAAAAUAUCAGUAGGUUUAUUUGUAAAAAGAAAAAUGAAAUUGUGAAUGGAGGAAUAGGAAAACUGCAAUUCCUCUGAAAAUAUAUGCACACACACACAUUCUCAAAUCACUAAAGAUUUUAUCACAAUUGUAUAAGAGAAGAAUAUUAGAAAAAGUGCCAUGAAAAAUUUAGAGCGGUGAAACAUUAUAUAAAAAGGAGCUAUUUAGAAGAGUGUCAUAGAAUAUUUUUAAAGAAAACAAGAGGAAAAAAUAUGAAUAUCAAGUCCGCCCUUUAUAGUCACAUGUUGAGAAGAAAGAUGAGAAACAAUUACGUAGAGGAAGAAGUACACAUGAUAAUUGUAAAAAGUACCAGAGUAACGGUUUUUAUUUCUUGAUGAAGAAGCUCUUAAUACUCCGAGCCGUUAAGCAAGUUACAUUUUACCGUAAAGGAUUGAGACUAUGUAUUUCUGUAAAUAACGAAUGGGAAGUGACACGUUUCAUGAUCCCCGAGUGAAUCAUUGAGAAUGGUUCUGUACAAGUUUCCUUUUUAUUAUUUCUCGUGCAAUGUACUUAUUCGAAGAUUUUUUUUUUACUUUGCAAUUACUUUACUAAAAUGUGAGGAAAUUAACCAAAAUAUUUGCACACGAAAAUAGUCUUUUUUUUUAA